AUGACGACUGCGGUCCAACAGGUUGGUGGUGGGCCAACGCCCGUACGGCCCUUGAGUGUGAACGGCGCAGCUUUGGUCGGCAUGGAUAUGGACAUUGACCGGCGUUCACUAUCACCGGCCACCAACGGGGUCAAGUUUGGCAGUGGCCCGAAAAGGGGCGACACACGCAUCGUCGUUAUUGUGUAUGGGCAGGGCCAGGAAAAUAUUGUAUCAAUCUUUGCGGAUGUUUUGGGCAAGCCCUACCGAGUAGCCGCCAAUUUUGAGAGUAUCACCUCUGCGGAUCAAGAUGUUGUCGUUGGAGUGGCAGCGGAGAAGGCUCAGGAGGACGUAUCGAGUCGAGCCAAAAACCUCGUAGUGGCCAUCAACGCCCACUGCGUCAACCUGGGGAUGCCGCCGGACGUGAAGCUGUCGGCCGAAUGUGACUACGAAUUUCUAUACUCAGAAACACACUUCUUCCGGAGAGAUCUAACUCGCUUUACGUCAUUCGUCCUUGGUCAGAUCAACCAUCACGAGGCCUUGAUGGCAAAACCACGGACGUACUUCAUCUCGACAACUUUCCCCGAUGUUCAUGCCGCCCUACCAAACAUAGAUAUCCUGACAGUCGGUGCUGACGCAGUAGAGCUGCGAGUCGAUUUAUUGAAGGAACCCCUUAGUGACGGGACAUUUGCCCCGAUACCCAGCCUCAGCUACAUUGGAGAGCAGGUCAUGCUGCUCCGCCAGCGCACGGAACUACCGUUAAUAUUCACGACGCGGUGUACGAAGGAGAACGGCCGCUUUCCUAUGGACAACCCGGAUAUUUACUACGAGUAUCUGUAUAGGGCCAUUCAGUGGGGCGUUGAGUACAUCGAUGUUGAGGUGUGGUUGCCGGAGGAGAUUCGACAGAGAUUGUACGAGCAAAGAGGGAGCAGCCGCAUAAUGUCUGCCUUUCACGAUUUUUCAUUCACAUUUAAGUGGCCUUCAAUCCAGGCACAGUCUAUAUUCCUCGAGUCACGCAAAUAUGCCGAUAUCGUCAAGAUGAUCGCUUUCAUCAAUGAGCAUAACGAGAACUUUGAGCUUGAGUAUUUCCGAUCUAAGAUCCGGGCAGAAUAUCCAGACGCACCACCAUUGUCCUUGAUCAACAUGGGCGAAACAGGACAAUUCUCUCGAACUCUGAACAAGGUCUUCACGCCUAUUACUCAUCCACUACUACCUAUCAUAGCCGCACCUGGCCAGAUGAGUGCUGCCGAGAUCAACGCCGCCCUCUCCCUACUUGGUCAACUGCCCAAGAAGAAUAUCUACGGAAUCAGUACCCCGGCAUCUCGCAUCGCCACGCCACAGGCACCAUUCUAUGAGAAAUGUUUCAAUGAACUUGGACUACCGCACCAAUUUGCCGUCGUCGAACGCCCGUCAAGAGGCUCUGGAGCUGUGGAAGCUUGGUGCAAUCAGAAGGCCUUUGGCGGCGCCUACCUCAGUCCUCCAAUGGCUUUCUCCAGCUUGAUGCAUAACAACACGUUCUUUUCUCGACACAGAAACGGCGCUGGUCCUAUAGUCACCGAGGCAGCCAGGCUUAUUGGCAUGGUCGAUACUAUUGUCGUUCGGCCAAGUUCGAACUCAACCCCCGAAUCUGCCCCUGCUUCCAUUCCUUCCAGCCCUUCUCGACAUGGUGAAAUGUCGCCUCGUGGACUGGCGAACUCCAACGCUGGCCUGCCACCUAGCUCCUCCCUCAUUCUUGAUAAUGCGACUUGGCGCGGGAUCCUGAGUACGCUGACUCGAGACUUGGCCCCUUCAGCCUACUUGGGACGAACAGCAUUAGUCCUGGCAUCGAGCUCGGACGAUGCCGUAUCCGUCAUAUUUGCUCUCAAAGCGCUGCAGGUUGGAAAGGUGUACACUGUAGGCUUUAAAACUCCACUGGCUCUUUCACGAGGCAUGGUCAUCGAGCCGUUCAACAGUCUCGAGAGCCUCCAAAGAGCGCGGAUGGUGGGAGACGAGGCAAGUCCAUUCGUCAUUGUUUCCGCCUUGGGCCCUGAAAAGAGCAACAUAGUCGGCAUGCUGCUUCGCGUGUUUGGCGGCACAAGAGGUCCCUCAGCGUCAAAUACUAGGAAGAUCUUCUUAGAUUUGGCAGAUGGGCCGCGCAAAGGCGACCCCGGAAUCGUUGCUGAGCAAAGCGGCUUCGCAGCCUAUGGUGUUGCAGAUGUCGCAGCCUUCACUACGGUCGAAACUUUACGGCUUCUCGUCGGCCAGAAUGUCCCGUACAGUUUUGUGCGGCUGGCGAGCGGGAGAGGCGUGUUCUAG
Neoarthrinium moseri is the source of this 2271-nucleotide messenger RNA. RefSeq lists its product as uncharacterized. Lineage: Eukaryota; Fungi; Ascomycota; Sordariomycetes; Amphisphaeriales; Apiosporaceae. The coding region runs from base 1 to 2271 and encodes 756 amino acids. Gene Ontology annotation, molecular function: 3-dehydroquinate dehydratase activity. The transcript has a single exon. The record is from RefSeq and is a predicted model, not a curated record.